AUGGCAGAUCUUCUAACGAUGCAGCAAAUCACAGAGCUAAAGGAGGCCUUUGCUGUGUUUGAUAAGGACUCUGAUGGAAGCAUUACCGUGGAAGAUCUUGGUGAGGUUUUUGAAGCCAUCGGUCAGAAGGUUUCGCGGAACAAGCUGCAGUUGAUGAUGGCCGAGGCAGAUUUAGAUGCCAAUGGAGUAAUUGAUUUCCCGGAAUUCCUCACACUGGUCGCCACCAAACUAAACGACCCAGAGGAAAAAGAGCUGGAAUUGCGUAGAGCCUUUAGCAUCUACGAUCUCGGAAAGACGGGAUUUAUCAAUGUUACCGAUUUGAAAUUUGUAAUGGGCCGUCUAGGCUGCCCACUUUCGACGGAGCAGGCAUUCGAGAUGGUAAACGAGGCAGAUAUUGACGGUGAUGGGCGCCUAAGCUUUAAUGAAUUUCGUCGGGUGAUGAAUGAAGGAUGGCCUUGA
Messenger RNA from Trypanosoma cruzi, 459 nucleotides. Its product is annotated as calmodulin, putative. The record is from RefSeq and is a predicted model, not a curated record. Gene Ontology annotation, molecular function: calcium ion binding; enzyme regulator activity. The coding region runs from base 1 to 459 and encodes 152 amino acids. The transcript has a single exon. NCBI's taxonomy places the organism in Eukaryota, Euglenozoa, Kinetoplastea, Trypanosomatida, Trypanosomatidae.